AUGCUUAUUGCUUCUUCUAUGUUACUUCAAAGAACAAAAUUUAAAAUGCCUCCCAAGAUCGAUCCAUCUGAGAAAGUCGAAGUUUUCCUCCGUGUUGCUGGUGGUGAAACUGGUGCUAUGUCAACCCUUGCCCCAAAGAUGGGUCCACUUGGUGUCUCCCCAAAGAAGGUUGGUGAUGAUAUCGCCAAGGGAACCCAAGCCUGGAAGGGUUUGAAGGUCCAAGUCAAGUUGACCAUCCAAAACAGAGUUGCCACUGUUGAAGUCCUCCCAUCCGCUUCAGCUCUCAUCAUCAAGGCUUUGAAGGAGCCACCCAGAGACAGAAAGAAGGAGAAGAACAUCAAGCAUCACGGUAGUGUCCCAUUCGAGGAGAUCAUCAAGAUUGCCAAGACCAUGAGAUUCAAGUCCAUGGCCAUUGACUUCCAAUCCACCGUUCUCGAAAUUUUGGGUACCGCCAACUCCAUCGGUUGCAAGGUCAACGGAAAGUCCCCACGUGACAUCCAACAACAAAUCAAGGAUGGUACUUUGGCUUGCCCAGAGAACUAA
This is a messenger RNA of Heterostelium album PN500, 543 nucleotides long. RefSeq names its product S60 ribosomal protein L12 (gene rpl12). The coding region runs from base 1 to 543 and encodes 180 amino acids. NCBI's taxonomy places the organism in Eukaryota, Evosea, Eumycetozoa, Acytosteliales, Acytosteliaceae. The transcript has 2 exons. Gene Ontology annotation, molecular function: large ribosomal subunit rRNA binding; structural constituent of ribosome. Gene Ontology annotation, cellular component: ribosome; cytosolic large ribosomal subunit. Gene Ontology annotation, biological process: translation. The record is from RefSeq and is a predicted model, not a curated record.